Cotesia congregata is the source of this 234-nucleotide messenger RNA. The record is from the annotation of a GenBank genome assembly. NCBI's taxonomy places the organism in Eukaryota, Metazoa, Arthropoda, Insecta, Hymenoptera, Braconidae.
AUGAAUUCUGCAGAAUUAAAGAUCAGAAAUGUUUUGAAACUCUACGACAAUUCGUCGGACGAGCUAGCGACUGAGCAGUUUGAGGUAAAAUUGCCGACUGAAUGCUUUGCAAUAUGUGUGACUCUGUUUUUAAUUGUUGCUAAUGACAACGACAGCUCACGAUGUGGCAAAACAUCUAAAAAUAUCAAUAUUAUGCUCAGUGACCAAGCAGUAAGAGCUCAAACUUGCUCAUAG